Oncorhynchus nerka (sockeye salmon) is the source of this 3396-nucleotide messenger RNA. RefSeq names its product sterol carrier protein 2a (gene scp2a). The transcript has 16 exons. The record is from RefSeq and is a predicted model, not a curated record. NCBI's taxonomy places the organism in Eukaryota, Metazoa, Chordata, Actinopteri, Salmoniformes, Salmonidae. Gene Ontology annotation, molecular function: acyltransferase activity, transferring groups other than amino-acyl groups. Bases 43 to 1782 code for a protein of 579 amino acids.
AAUAUGGGUAUAGAAAGCUAGCAUCAUUACAGGCAAGGAGUUAUGCUGCGUUCACACGUUCCACGGAAACUCCUUCGUAGUACUUUGACUUCUCAGUUCGGUGAACGGUUAUCAUCCGUAUUGUCACUCUUCCCUCUUGGAAGCACUCGUUUCAGCACAACAACCAGAAUGGCUCCUCAAAAGAACAGAGUAUUCGUCAUUGGAGUGGGAAUGACAAAGUUUGAGAAGCCAGGAAAAGAAGACUUUGAUUAUCCCGACAUGGCAAAGAUAGCAGGCGAGAGGGCGUUGUCUGAUGCUGGAGUCCCCUACUCUGCUAUAGAGCAAGCCUGUGUGGGCUAUGUGUAUGGUGACUCUACCUGUGGCCAGAGGGCCAUCUACCACAGCCUUGGCCUGUCAGGGAUCCCCAUCAUCAACGUCAACAACAACUGCUCCACAGGCUCCACUGCCCUGUUCAUGGCCCGACAGCUAAUCCAGGGAGGUCUGGUUGACUGUGCACUAGCCCUUGGCUUUGAAAAGAUGGAGAGAGGCUCCUUGUCAUCAAAGUUCAUGGACAGGACUAACCCCAUGGACAAGCAUAUGGAGGUGAUGUUCAACACAUAUGGGAUGGCAGCAGCCCCGGCAGCACCACAGAUGUUUGGCAACGCGGGCAGAGAACACAUGGAGAAAUACGGUACUACACCAGAGCACUUUGCUAAAAUCGCAUGGAAGAACCACAAGCAUUCCACCAACAACCCGUACUCUCAGUUCCAGGAUGAGUACAGUCUGGACCAGGUCAAACAGUCUAGGAAGGUGUUUGAGUUCCUUACUCUUCUCCAGUGUUGUCCUACCUCUGACGGUGCAGGGGCAGCUGUCCUGGCCAGUGAGGGCUUUGUGAGGCGCCAUGGUCUAGAGCACCAGGCGGUGGAGAUCUUAGCCCAGGAGAUGGUCACGGACCUCGCAACUACCUUCGAAGACAAUAGCUGCAUGAAGAUGGUUGGAUACGACAUGACCUCCCUGGCAGCCAAGAAGUGUUUUGAGACGGCGGGCCUGAAACCCAGUGACGUCAAUGUGAUCGAGCUACAUGACUGUUUCUCUGCCAACGAGCUGAUCACGUACGAGGCUCUGGGGUUGUGCCCAGAGGGUAAGGCUGGAGAGCUGAUAGACAGAGGAGACAACACGUACGGAGGCCAGUGGGUGGUCAACCCCAGCGGAGGACUCAUCUCUAAAGGACACCCUCUGGGAGCCACAGGUCUGGCCCAGUGUGCGGAGCUGUGCUGGCAGCUGAGAGGCCAGGCUGAGAGGAGGCAGGUCCCGGGGGCGAAGGUGGCCCUACAGCACAACAUCGGCCUGGGAGGAGCUGUGGUCGUCACUCUCUACAGGAUGGGGUUCCCUCAGGACGCCAGGUCCCAGAUAGCGGCUGUCCCCACCAGAGCAGAACGUCUGGAGGGCUUCAGAGUCUAUUCUGUCUUCCAGGAGAUAGAGAACAAACUACAGGAGGAAGGAGUAGACGUUGUGAAGAAGAUUGGAGGAGUUUUUGCCUUCAAGGUGACAGAUGGACCCGAGGGGAAAGAGGCUCUGUGGGUCGUAGACGCGAAGAAUGGACACGGCUCCGUGAGCAACGACGCUGAUAAGAAGGCUGACUGCACUAUCACCAUGGGAGAUGAAGACUUAAUGAAGCUGAUGACAGGCAAGAUGAAUCCACAGACGGCAUUCUUCCAGGGCAAGCUGAAGAUCGCAGGAAACAUGGGCAUGGCCAUGAAGCUUCAGAGUCUGCAGCUGGUGCCAGCCAAAGCCAAGCUGUGAUUGGCUGAUAGACCCUCAGCUCUGGAACUCCUGCCAUAUGUAGCAGUUAUGCACAUUCUCUCACCCCUCCUCUCACCCCUCCUCUCACCCCUUUCUCACCCCUUUCUCACCCCUCCUCUCACCCCUUUCUAACCCCUCCUCUCACCCCUUUCUCACCUCACCCCUCACCCCUCCUCUCACCCCUCACCCCUUUCUCACCCCUCCUCUCACCCCCUCCUCUCACCCCUUUCUCACCCCUCCUCUCACCCCUUUCUCACCCCUCCUCACCCCUCCUCUCAGCUCUCUCUAACCUCUCUCACCCCUCCUUUCAUCUCUCUCUCACCUCUCUCUAACCUCUCUCACCCCUCCUCUCAGCUCUCUCCCCCUCGCUCACCUCUCUCUCACCUGUCUCUCCCCCUCCUCACCCUCUCCUCAUCUCUCUCCUCUCCUCAUCUCUCACCUCUCCUCCUCUCUGACCUCUCCUCAUCUCUCACCUCUCCUCCUCUCUAACCUCUCCUCCUCUCUGACCUCUCCCUCUCUCUGACCUCUCCUCCUCUCUGACCUCUCCUCCUCACUGAUCUCUCCUCCUCUCUGACCUCUCCUCCUCUCUCAUCUCUCCUCCUCUCUGACCUCCUCUCUCACCUCUCCUCCUCUCCUCCUCUCUCACCUCUCCUCCUCUCCUCCUCUGACCUCCUCUCUCACCUCUCCUCCUCUCUCUGAUCUCUCUGACCUCUCCUCCUCUCUGACCUCUCCUCCUCUCUCUAUCAUCUCAUUCCAUCUCUCCUCCACAACCUUUCACAUUCACUCUUAAUUUAGCCUCUCUCUUUCUCUAUUGAUCCCUCUCACUAUCUAUCUUUGAAAUUCUACACUAGAUAAUUAGUUGAGAAAACAACCCCAAUGUCCCAAGAUUCUAACUUCCUCAAGUGUCCUGUAACAUAAUUGAUAAUGAGAUAAUAUUUAUAUUUAAUUCACAUUUUCCUCAUGAUUUAUGGGUUCCUCAUGUUUCAACCAACCAAUGUGAAGACACACACAUACACACACAGAACUGGAAUAAUGCCUUAACUGUUAUGUCACAAUAUUCUGCUCUGAGCUGCUGUGACAAACAGGAGGAAGAGAGAUUGUGACGGUUGUGAAAAGCAAUUGAAGUUUUUUUGGGGGACUCUUGACGGCCAUCUUAUAAACAGCUUAUGAGGCUGUUGCUUUGUCAAGAAAAGCAAAUGAUCAUCUUUAAGACCCAACUAAUCUGGUUUGAUCUCUGGCACUGCUGUUCAGUCGUUUAAUACCACAGUGACCAGGUGGUUGUGUCCCAUAUGCCAUGCGUUUGCUGCGAGAGCGGUGACUCUCCCGCCACAUAAUAAUAACACUGUCAUUGCAGUAAAUAAAUGUAUACAAUAUUUUAUGUUUGUGUAGUAAAUAAUGUUUAAUAAUAAUGUAACAUGGUGGACUAUUUUAUAAUAAUACAGAACACCACUUUAUGUGCCUCUGGUGUCUCUAUGAAACUGACAGCUCUGAUUAAUAUGACAGUCCGAUAAGACCUGAUUUGAGGAAAUGCUUUUCUGUAGAAUGUGUGUGUGUGAGUGACUGAAUGAAUGCAAUUGAUUUUUACUAAAUAAAUAACAGCUAUAUUGACCAGAA